Messenger RNA from Pseudogymnoascus verrucosus, 976 nucleotides. RefSeq lists its product as uncharacterized. Gene Ontology annotation, molecular function: structural constituent of ribosome. The record is from RefSeq and is a predicted model, not a curated record. NCBI's taxonomy places the organism in Eukaryota, Fungi, Ascomycota, Leotiomycetes, Thelebolales, Thelebolaceae. The transcript has 4 exons. The coding region runs from base 392 to 871 and encodes 159 amino acids. Gene Ontology annotation, cellular component: cytosolic large ribosomal subunit; ribosome. Gene Ontology annotation, biological process: cytoplasmic translation; ribosomal large subunit biogenesis.
CACGUCGCCUUUCAACUCUACGAGCGAAGCUGCUCGUUGAAUUCCCUCAAGUACGACGGCAUUUUCAGGCGGAUCAGACUCUCAUAAACUGCCUCAUGAAGACCACUUCAACUCGAAUACGUAGGACCGCCCUGGCAGUAAAUAUGUAUAACCAGCUUGACACUCUGGCUUCAGUUCUGAGCUGUGACUACUCGAGUAUUUUGCUCUGUCCUCGGUCUAUCUCAAUACGGAGUUCCGAUAAGCGAUAAGACACCUCACCACAGCUAAUCUCUUAUCGCCCACAAACCCCGUGACCGAGCCCCAAUACGCUUACCUAAUCCCACUUUGAAUCAGAAAUUCCGAAAAUCGAAUCGACUCGCUAAGCGAAAAGGGUUUCGUAGCCCUCAUCCCGAUGUUUUCGCCUGUACGGCCGAAUAGGAACAGCCCCAACCAGCCCCAAUCGACGACCCCCCGACAAAUCGACAAUUCCGAAGACGAGUCGAUCUUCAAUAACAUCAAAACUCCUCGAUUCCACCGACUGUCGAGAAGUCCCUUCGUCAAGAUGCCAACUGAAGCAGGUCACCGCCUAUACGUCAAGGGUCGCCACCUGAGCUACCAACGUGGCAAGCGCAUCACUACCCCAGGCACCUCGCUCAUCAAGAUUGAGGGUGUUGAGAACACUGAGGGCGCAAACUUCUACCUCGGAAAGAAGGUCGCUUUCGUGUACCGUGCCCAGCGCGAGGUUAGAGGAUCAAAGAUUAGAGUUAUCUGGGGCAAGAUCACCCGCCCACACGGAAACUCCGGUGUAGUACGCGCACAGUUCAGACGCAACCUCCCACCAAAGUCGUUCGGUGCGUCCGUCAGAGUCAUGUUGUACCCUUCCUCGAUAUAAAGAAAGAAUUUCUGGGAAAUCGGGAGUUGGUAGCAUCAUGGACAGGUGGUUUGUGGUUGUUAUGGUAUGCUGGGGAUUCGGUCACUCUGCAAAAUAGGGCAGGAA